GUCAAUUCACAAAGUGCAUCAUUCACGCUGCCUCUUCAGUUAAACUUUAAGGUCCAUCACGGAAAACCCUCAUUGUUUGAUGCAGUGUUUCACCACACGCAUAACCCUUUUAUGAAUGUGGUCGUCAAACUGUAUGCCAAGUGCUGAAUGUAUGGCUACCGGUAGUAUCUUUGAUUUCUUUUUUUUUUCUACUUCAGGGUAUCCACUUCAAAUCCCUUUGCAGUUUAGUGGACCAGAAGUAGGCCGGGCAACUACAAAGGUAUCAGAGUUAGCCCUUCCUCUUUGUUUUGUCCCUUCCCCAGAGCAUUGCACUUCCUCUCGGUCAGUGAAAGGGCCAUUGUGGUGAAGACAGCCAGCUGCUCACGUCCCCCGUGGUUCUCAGCUAUAGUUAAUGAGCUUAGCCGCUUGUCCUAGUCUGCAUCAGUGCAUAGAGGUCAAUUGGAGGAUUAACACCGUCGCUCGUGGGUUACCUAUCACCUUGUUUUAAUUUGAAUUUCCAACUUUAUUCGCACCUAUCGACUCUGGACUUUUUACUCUGCAGGAUGUGUUUAGGUGUGCUCUUGCUGCACCUGUAGUCUUUGUGUGUGUAUACGCCGACAUAAUGCAGCACGUUGACUUCGAGCCUGACCUGGCCGCUGAAUGAGGCGCCCUACUCCAGGUGAGGAAGAGGAGAAGGGGUAAGCCAAGAGGAGCCAAGGGCAGCCGGGUGUAGCCAGAAGCCCACAUCGUGACCGGGGUCUGGGGACUCUGGACCAGAGGGAGGGCUGAUGCCACUGGUAAACAACAAAGUUGGAGACGAUGUGGCGGGGGGGACAGAGAAGGCUUCGGCGGACGAGCAGGCGCUGGUGGAGUCUUUCAUGAAGGUGGUGGCAUGCUUCAGACACCUGGCCUCCUGUGUGGGUGGCUGCACAGACACCCUGCAGCUGAGAGACGAGCUGAGGCAGACGCGGGAGAAGGCCCAGAGUCUGGCCGGGGUCUGCUGCCAGCAUCUCACCGCCCGUCUCCGGGACAAGAGCUUGCCGGACGAGGACCGCAGGAAGAUGGACCUCCUGUGGGUGGCCUUCUCCUCCGGGCUGGAACUCCUUCACGCUGACCUGUGCAAAGUGUUUGGCAUGGCCAACAUCUUCUGUCUGGCCAACGCCAACGUCUUUGUGCAGACCGGCAUGCAAGGAGGAGGCAGCGAGGUGGCGGCGCGGGCCCUCAGCCUGCCCGACCUGCAGGCCUCCAGCCCGGGUCCAGCGCUCCCGGCCGGCCUGGAGCCCCAGGAGACCAGCGCCAUGGAGCAGGAGAUCCAGCGGGUGGACCGCAUGAUCGAGGACAUGGAGGCCAAGGUCAACGUCCUGCGCUGGACGGUGGAGCCCCGCGGCGGGCCCGAGGCCGCGGACCCCCUGAGUGGCUCGGACAGCGUCUCUGUGGCACUGCUGUCCAUGGAGGAGGAGGGGCCGGAGCGCGGCGGGGGCAUGCCUCGCAGACACGUCUUCAUUGGGUUGCUGCUGUGCGGCGCGGUGCUGGUGGUGGCCACUCUCUCCAUCUGCAUCGUGCUCUUCUCCUGAGCAGACGCUGGUGUGACCCCGUCGUGCGCUUACACACACACACACACACACACACACACACACACACACACACA
This is a messenger RNA of Gadus morhua (Atlantic cod), 1627 nucleotides long. It is a transcript of the gene rgs9bp, whose product is annotated as regulator of G protein signaling 9 binding protein. Bases 768 to 1553 code for a protein of 261 amino acids. NCBI's taxonomy places the organism in Eukaryota, Metazoa, Chordata, Actinopteri, Gadiformes, Gadidae. The transcript has 3 exons. The record is from RefSeq and is a predicted model, not a curated record.